Prunus armeniaca (apricot) is the source of this 1479-nucleotide messenger RNA. The record is from the annotation of a GenBank genome assembly. Lineage: Eukaryota; Viridiplantae; Streptophyta; Magnoliopsida; Rosales; Rosaceae.
AUGCCGGACCUCGGAAACCUCUCUCUCUCAGCUUCUCUAACCCUCACGACCUCCCCUAACUUCAAAUUGCUCACUGAUUCACCCGAACAGAGCUUGGUCAAAAACCUAGGCCUUGACUGCGAUUGGGACCAGAGGUUGAGGUUCGCCACUCUGCACAAUGCCGAGGUCAGCACUGGCGCUGCAAUCAGGGUUUUCCGGCGGAGCCGGCCAUUGGUGGACAGAUCGAAGAAGAUCUCCAGCGGCAAGAGUUUGGAGGACAAUGUGCUCGAAUGGGUUAACAACAGAGUGGAAUUGGGCAUUCCUGAGUCGCGGUGCUCGUUGCCGUUUCUUGACGGCGCAAAGAAAUUGGUUGAGUGUCUUGUUUGCCAUUAUUAUGUCUACCCUGGGGAGGAGGUCGUAUGCUCUGUUCGUGGUUGUCAAGGAGUGUAUCAUGGGAAAUGUGUGAAGGAAAGGCUUCGAAUCUCUAAUAUGAAAAAGUUCAAGUGUCAGCAACAUGCAUGCUUCAUUUGCAGACAGAGGGUAGAUUGGCGGUGUAUGCGAUGCCCUAUAGCGUCACAUGAUAAAUGUGCAGCUUGGCCGGAUGGAGUAAUUUACUUGAAAGACCGGCCAGGGAAGGCUGUUUGUUGGAGGCAUCCUACAGAUUGGCGGCAAGAUAGGAAGCAUGUGGUUUCGACAAGCAGUAUAGAGGAGGUAUUCUGUCGCUUGCCUCUGCCUUACACUGAUGAGGAGUUCAAGAUUGACUUGACUUGGAAAGAUACGGAUAUUAAAUUAGAGCCACCUCCAUAUGUGCACAUCAGGCGUAAUAUUUACCUAGUCAAGAAGAAGCGUGAUGGCAGUGAUGAUGAUGUUGGAUGCACAUGUCGCACUUCCACAUGCUCUGAGGAUUGUGUUUGCAGGGGUCAAUGCAUAAGCUGCUCAAAGGCUUGCCAUUGCUCAGAAAAUUGCUCAAACCGACCGUUUCGCAAGGAGAAGAAGAUCAAAAUCGUAAAGACUGAACACUGCGGUUGGGGAGCAGAGGCAGCUGAAUCUAUUAAGAAAGGCGAUUUUAUAAUUGAGUACAUUGGGGAAGUUAUUGAUGAUGCUUUGUGCGAACGAAGGCUUUGGGACAUGAAGUACAAAGAGGUGCAGAAUUUCUAUAUGUGUGAAAUUCGAAAAGACUUUACAAUUGAUGCAACUUUCAAAGGAAAUCCAUCUCGAUUUUUGAACCACAGCUGUGAUCCCAACUGUGUCCUUGAAAAGUGGCAAGUUGAGGGUGAAACACGGGUGGGUGUGUUUGCUGCAAGAUCAAUAGAAGUUGGAGAGGCAUUAACAUACGAUUACAGAUUUGUGCAAUUUGGACCCGAGGUGAAGUGCCAUUGUGGUGCUCCAAAUUGUCAAGGCUACCUUGGAAGCAAGAGAAAGAUUAAUAAGGUGGAACUUUGCUGGGGUUCAAAACGCAAAAGAACAUCAACUGCUUGCAUAGCUAUCAUUACUCAAUGA